CCGCGUCCUUGGAUGAUGCUGCCAGUCCGUCUCUCCCCGUGGCACCGAGAGGAAGGCACGAUGGCGCAGGUCACCAAAGUCAAGCUCUUCAACGGGCGAGAAAUGCCCAUGGUGGGCCUGGGAACCUGGGACAUCGAGGAGGAGGCCCUCCAGGUGGCACUCGAGACCGGCUACAGGCACAUCGACACAGCCGCCCUCUACAAGAACGAGGCGGCCAUCGGGGGCGUCCUCAGCAGGUGGCUCUCGCAGGGAAGGGUCGCCAGAGAGGACCUCUUCGUGACCACUAAGCUCCCGAUGAUUGGCUGCCGAGCUGAUGACGUCACCAAAUUCCUGACGUCAUCGUUGAAGAAGUUGCAGCUGAGUUAUGUCGACCUUUAUCUCGUGCACUUUCCGGCCGGACUGAAAGGGAAGGACGAGGACGACCUGCGCCCCGUGGGACCCGACGGCCGCAGCGUCCUCGACAGGGACACCGACCUCGAGCGUCUGUGGAAGGCCAUGGAGGAGCAGGUGGACGCAGGGAGGGCCAAGUCGAUCGGGAUUUCGAACUUCAACAGUGUGCAGAUUGAGAGGAUUAUGAAAUGUUGCCGCAUCCAGCCAGCUAACCACCAGGUGGAAAUUCACGCCUUUCACCAGCAGAAGGAAUUGCGAUCCCUUUGCCACAAGCACAACAUUACUGUGUGUGCUUAUGGGCCCCUCGGCGCUCCGUAUAAGGACGAGUGGACGAAGCAGCAGCCCCCUCUGCAGCAUCCGGCCGUGACCUCGCUGGCCGCCGUCUAA
Penaeus vannamei (Pacific white shrimp) is the source of this 777-nucleotide messenger RNA. Its product is annotated as 1,5-anhydro-D-fructose reductase. Lineage: Eukaryota; Metazoa; Arthropoda; Malacostraca; Decapoda; Penaeidae. The record is from RefSeq and is a predicted model, not a curated record. Gene Ontology annotation, molecular function: oxidoreductase activity.